GACAGCAGGUCUGUGGCAUAGCAGGCAGCACACCACUGGGGGUGGCACGGGAAGGCCUGGAGGCAGCCAGUGUCCAGGGCUCCAAGCACCUGGAGACACUGGAGUGCAGGGCAAAGGCAAGGCUUCUGGGGGAUGGCUGAGCAGCAGAGUCCCCUGGGAAUUCUCCUGCAAGAUCAGAGGACACAGGCUGGAUUCAGAAACAGUGACCCAGAGGCAGGUGGACGGAAGAUCCAGGGACUGACAAGAAGCAAGCUUGUGAUCUGGGCUGAAACUGGUUCCGGACUGACCUCUAACAUCCAGAACCCUGACACAGGACCAUGGGACCUCAGCCUUUGAGACCUGUGCAGCUGCUGUGCCUCCUAGGGGCCAUCUCCACCCUGCCUUGGGCUGGGGCUCUUUUGUGCUAUGAAGCGACGUCCUCACUCUUCAGAGCUGUUCAUUUCCACAACUGGAGAUGGCUUCUUUUGAGGAGCAUGGUGUGUAAGCUGAGGGAGGGCUGUGAGGAGACGCUGGUGCUCAUCGAGACAGGGACCAGAAGGGGAGUUGUGGGUUUUAAAGGCUGCAGCCCAGCCCCAUCUUACCCGCAGCGAGUAUCCUACCUCGUUUCACCGCCUGGAUUGUCCAUUGCCUCCUAUAGCCGCGUCUGCCGGACAUAUCUCUGCAAUAAUCUCACCAACCUGGAUCCUUUUUUGGAACUCAGGAACACUCCUAAGCCUACAGCAUUUUCUUCCCUUAGUUGCCCAACCUGUGUGGGUGAGCACUCUAAGGACUGUCUCCCAAAUUUUGUCACCACCGAUUCUUGCCCCGACGCCGCCUCUAAGUGUUACAGUUCCACCUUAAAAUUUCAGGCAGGGUUUCUCAAUACCACCUUCCUCCUUAUGGGCUGUGCUCGUGAUCAACACAAGAUUUUAGCAGAUUUUCACCAUAUUGGAACCAUCAGGGUGACUGAGACUCUCAACAUCUUACAGAAAGCCCAGAUUGCUGGUGGGGAGCCCUCCAAUCGGGGUCCUGCUUGGUGCAUCCUUGCAGGCCUCCUGCUUGCCUUUAGGGACUGACGAUGUAGCCGACUGGACCAACAUCCAGACCCCUUCACAU
Molecule: messenger RNA, 1095 nt
Organism: Artibeus jamaicensis (Jamaican fruit-eating bat)
Lineage: Eukaryota; Metazoa; Chordata; Mammalia; Chiroptera; Phyllostomidae
Gene: LYPD4
Product: LY6/PLAUR domain containing 4
Exons: 5
Coding region: 318-1055 (245 amino acids)
Cellular component (GO): plasma membrane; plasma membrane raft
Source: RefSeq, a predicted model, not a curated record